Messenger RNA from Theobroma cacao (cacao), 1613 nucleotides. Lineage: Eukaryota; Viridiplantae; Streptophyta; Magnoliopsida; Malvales; Malvaceae. The record is from RefSeq and is a predicted model, not a curated record.
UUUCCUCCCCCCCCCCCCCCCAAUCUCAAUCCCAUUUAGAACCCUAAAAAAACUCCUUCCUCUCUUUUUUUCUCUUCGCUUCCAAAAACCCUCCCUUCCCACUGUCUCUUUCAGCGAUGGCAUUUCUCGAAAAAGGAGGCGGAGGAGAUGAGGAGGAUGCCGACACUCUGAUUUGCUACGUUUUCUUAGACCGCAUCUACUCUGCUGCUUCUCUUUGCGUCAGCGCUACUAACUCCUCUAACGUUAUGUCCAAAAAGGUUAAAGCUCGUAAACUCAUCAUCGACAACUACCACCAUCACCACCUUAAUCCCCACAAUCCCCUGUUCUUGCAUGUCUACGCUCGCAAUUAUGGGUUGAUUCGAGUGUUUUGAGUGAGUUGGAUCUCCCGCGUUUGAGGGAUUCUAAAAAUAAUAAUAGUGUUAAUAAUAUUUUCGUUAAGAAAAGGAGGCAUAAUUCUACUUCGAAUUUGCAGUUGGGUUUCACUGGUUCUGCUACUGCUAAGAAAUGGGUCAGGUCAGUUUUUCUUAUUAUUUACUAAAAUUUGUUUCGUUUUCUUUCUUAUGUUUCUGAGUAGUAAUAUGGGACUCUGCCUUAUUUUAAUUGUUGAUUUAUAUAUUUCGUUAAAUUUGAUAUGGUUUUUACAUUUGCUACUGAAUUUUGUUUCCAUAUGCAAAAGCAAAAAGUGCGUUUGGAUACAAUGCAAAUAUCUAUUUGGAUAAAAAAAAAUGCAUGAUUUUAUGUGAAACUAUUGAUCUAGAAUGGCGUUGCCUUUAUGUUGUUUUUGUUUAUUUUUGAUCGAUCAUAAAUUUGCUUUCUGACUGUUUUUUUCUUGGAAGCAAAAAGUAAGUAGCUAAAGCAACAACCAAAAGGAGUCCUAGUUAAUUGGGUUCAGAUGGUUGCAAUCUUGAUGUUGAGUUUUGACGAUGUUCAUCCGAAAGCAUUUGUUGGAUUGCAAUGCAAGGUUUUAUGGCCAUUGGAUGCUGAUUGCUAUUCUGGCCGAGUUGUUGGAUACAAAUCGGAGACUAAUAGACAUCAUGUCUGCCUCUCAUAUCUUUUCAGUCAUGCUAUGUGGCCAGAAAUCGUGGUAGAUGAAUCACUUGUUGGUGAUCGUAAAGGUUUAAGCAUUUAUGGUGGAAGAUCAGUUCCAGUGCAAUUUUUUGGCACCCAUGAUUUGCAAGAAUAAAAAUUAAAUAGGUAAUCUCAUUUCUCAAAAGACUUCUUUCUUCAUUCCAUCGGAAGUGCAAGAAACCUCGAUUUACAAGGGGCUUGGAAGAAGCAAAAUUGUAUCUUAGUCAAUAGAAGCUUCCAAGAAAAAUGUUACAUCUACAAAAUGGAAUUGAUGUGGAUGAUGGUGAAUGUGCAAGUAGUGAGGAUGAAGGUAGUAUAGAUUCAGUUGAAGAUCACAUAAAAGAUCAGGGGAUUCAAAUAACUCCUGCUGGACUUGGAGAUUCUCCAUAUGUAAUAGGAGAUUUGCAAAUAAUUAGCCUCGGUAAUUUCUAGUGGCUUAGAAUUGCUUUGUAUUUCUAUAAAUUGAGACAUUAUACAAUUUUGAAUUUGGCUGUCACGUUGAUUAGGCUUCUUUGGCUAUUCACAAUUUUUCAUUCUUCUUUUUG